GACGAGCGCGCAGCGAAGGACUGGCUGGCAGGACGCGCGGUGAAGCCGGAUUAGAAGCAGUGAGCACUUGGGGACUUAGGGCCACAGGACACCGCACUAGAUCGACCGACUUUUUCUGGAGAGCCGCAGACCGGGCACGCUGGGGUCGCUGGGGCUGGCCAUGGUGAUGGAGGUGGGCAUCCUGGACGCCGGGGGGCUGCGCGCGCUGCUGCGAGAGGGCGCGGCGCAGUGCCUGUUGUUGGAUUGUCGAUCCUUCUUCGCUUUCAACGCCGGCCACAUCGCGGGCUCAGUGAACGUGCGCUUCAGCACCCUCGUGCGGCGCCGCGCCAAGGGCGCCAUGGGCCUGGAGCAUAUCGUGCCCAACGCUGAAUUGCGCGGCCGCCUGCUGGCCGGAGCCUACCACGCCGUGGUGCUGCUGGACGAGCGCAGCGCCUCCCUGGACGGCGCCAAGCGCGACGGUACCCUGGCCCUGGCCGCGGGAGCGCUCUGCCGAGAGGCGCGCUCCACUCAAGUCUUCUUCCUCCAAGGAGGAUAUGAAGCGUUUUCGGCUUCCUGCCCUGAGCUGUGUAGCAAACAGUCCACCCCCAUGGGGCUCAGCCUCCCCCUGAGUACUAGUGUGCCUGACAGUGCAGAAUCCGGAUGCAGCUCCUGUAGUACCCCUCUCUACGACCAGGGGGGCCCAGUGGAGAUCCUGUCCUUCCUGUACCUGGGCAGUGCCUAUCAUGCUUCCCGGAAGGAUAUGCUUGACGCCUUGGGCAUCACCGCCUUGAUCAACGUCUCAGCCAACUGUCCUAACCACUUUGAGGGUCACUACCAGUACAAGAGCAUCCCUGUGGAGGACAACCACAAGGCAGACAUCAGCUCCUGGUUCAACGAGGCUAUUGACUUCAUAGAUUCCAUCAAGGAUGCUGGAGGGAGAGUAUUUGUUCAUUGCCAGGCCGGCAUCUCCCGGUCUGCCACCAUCUGCCUUGCUUACCUCAUGAGGACUAACCGGGUAAAGCUGGACGAGGCCUUUGAGUUUGUGAAGCAGAGGCGGAGUAUCAUCUCCCCGAACUUCAGCUUCAUGGGCCAGCUGCUGCAGUUUGAGUCCCAAGUGCUGGCUCCUCACUGCUCUGCUGAAGCUGGGAGCCCUGCCAUGUCUGUCCUUGACCGGGGCACCUCUACUACCACUGUCUUCAACUUCCCUGUCUCCCUCCCGGUCCACCCCACGAACAGUGCCCUGAACUACCUUAAAAGCCCCAUCACCACCUCUCCGAGCUGCUGAAGGGCAAGGGGAGGUGGAGUUUCACUUGCCACCGGUCACCACUCCUAUGGGAGGAGCAAUGCAAUAACUCUGGGAGAGGCUCACGUGAGCUGGUCCUUAUUUAUUUAACACCCCCCCCCCUUCUCCUCCUGAGUUCCACUGAGUUCCUAAGCAGUCACAACAAUGACUUGACCGCAAGACAUUUGCUGAACUCAGCACAUUCAGGACCAAUAUAUUGUGGGUACAUCAAGUCCCUCUGACAAAACAGGGCAGAAGAGAAAGGACUCUGUUUGAGCCAGUUUCUUUGCUUGCCCGUUUUUUUCUAGAAACUUCAUGCUUGACAUACCUACCAGUAUUAACCAUUCCCAUAUGAGAGUUUUACCUUUAUUUAUUUUUGUGUAGGUAGGUGGUCUGCCUUCACAAAUGUCAUUGUCUACUCAUAGAACCAAAUACCUCAAUUUUGUGUUUGCGUACUGUACUAUCUUGUAAAUAGACCCAGAGCAGGUUUGCUUUCAGCACUGAAGGACAAAGCCAGCCUUGGUUUGUAGCUUUCGGUUAUCAACAGUUGUAUGUUUGUUUAUUUAUGAUCUGAAGUAAUAUAUUUCUUCUGAGAAGACACGUUGUUACUGGGAUGACUUUUUAUACAACAGAAUAAAUUAUGACGUUUCUAUUG
Mus pahari (shrew mouse) is the source of this 1916-nucleotide messenger RNA. RefSeq names its product dual specificity phosphatase 1 (gene Dusp1). Bases 161 to 1264 code for a protein of 367 amino acids. Gene Ontology annotation, biological process: endoderm formation; negative regulation of p38MAPK cascade; protein dephosphorylation. The transcript has 4 exons. Gene Ontology annotation, cellular component: nucleus; cytoplasm. The record is from RefSeq and is a predicted model, not a curated record. Gene Ontology annotation, molecular function: MAP kinase tyrosine/serine/threonine phosphatase activity; protein tyrosine/threonine phosphatase activity. Lineage: Eukaryota; Metazoa; Chordata; Mammalia; Rodentia; Muridae.